UGUAAACUGGAGGCUUUGUGUCCAAUUCCCCCCAUGGCAACACUUUGGCUUGUGGGUGGUUUUAGAGAGAUAUGGAGGUUUGCCCUACAAGGGUUGGUCCAAAGUGGCCCUGCCUUGGAAUGGUUCCUCAUUACCAAAAUGGGAGUUCUGGUUGGGAUUCUGCUUAAUACUACUGGACAGUACUAUUAAAUCGCUGACUCGCUGCUAAUACCAUAUAACCUUCUUGGAUUUCUGUAUUAGCAAAUGGAGAUUGGUACUUCAGAUUCAACUUCUGUCUUGUGAUGUAACUGGAGUAAAUAUAUCGUUAACUGAUCAUCAACAUCACUAGGUGGAUGUUUCGGUGGUUAUCGGGAAGUGCAGAAGCAUAUGGUUUUCUCAAUGGAAAUCCGAGAGGAUUUAACUAUCAGCAAAAACUGAAUCUUGUCAAUGUAAAGUUAAAAUGGGUGAAAGAUAAGGUAUUGGAUGCUGUCGUCGCUGGUGAGAGGGAUCUCAGGGCAGUCUGCACCCUCGUUUCUAUCAUAUCCUCUAAUCCUCAAUGUUCGGUACCUGUAUAUCACCUCUCUCACUGUCGAGGACAACUUGGUCUUCCACAGGAUCUCAAGAUUUCCACAUUCGUCAGGAGGUAUCCCACUAUUUUUUAUGAAUUUCAUGUCCCUGACAGUGGUGGCACUCUUGUCCCUUGUUUUCGCUUGUCCCCUGAAGCCCUCAAUCUCCACCAAGAAGAACUCAACGUCCUUCAACAUCAUCGGAAGGACCUUGUUGAUAGACUUUGUAAGCUUCUCAUGCUCACCAAGGAAAGGACUCUUCCUUUGCAAACAAUUGACCAGCUAAAAUGGGACAUGGGCUUGCCAUAUGGCUACGAGCAGUCCAUGAUUCCACACCACCCAGAAUUAUUUUCGUUGUUUCGCCUUCCUGAUGAUCGUGUUGGCUUAAGACUUUUAUUCUGGGAUGAUUGUCUUGCAGUCUCAGAGUUGCAAAAAAAUCCUGGUUUGCAGGAAAAGGAAAAUAUUAAAAAUGGCUGCUUAGCCUUUCCAGUACGAUUCACAAGGGGUUUUGGGCUGAAGAGAAAAUGCAUGCAAUGGUUAGAAGAGUGGCAGAGGCUCCCUUAUACUCCUCCUUACUUGGAUGCCUCUCAUUUGGACCCCCGUACAGAUAUAUCCGAGAAGAGGAUUGUGGGAGUCUUUCAUGAGUUACUUCACCUUACCAUACAAAAGAAAACUGAGCGGAAGAAUGUGAGCAACCUCCGUAAACCACUAGAUUUGCCCCAAAAAUUUACUAAGGUCUUUGAGCGCCACCCUGGCAUCUUCUACAUUUCUAGGAAGAGUGACACCCAGACUGUUGUUCUCAGGGAAGCCUAUGACCGACAGCAACUCAUCCAAAAACACCCCCUUGUUGAUAUCAGAGCAAGGUAUUCAAAUAUGAUGCAACAAGGGUUCCUUGAUAGGAGUAGGGGCUUGUACAAGAGAAGCGUAAGUGCUGGUUCAGAGGAGCACAGAUUAAAGAGUAUUUGCACCGAUGAGUUUAGUGACUAUGAUUACAAAUCUGAAGGAGAAUCAGAGAGCCAUUUUCUUUCUGAAUACGAGUCAGAUGAAUAACAAGCUGAAGUUCGCUGAUUCUCCUGUGAUGUGAACCAGGAUAAUUUUCUUUUCCUCACAAUGGGGGCAAAUUAUCCAUACAUGGAGUUUUUUUAUUCUUCUCCAGGAAUUGGGGACCGUGCCAUAGGUUUUGAGUUUGGUGGCCAUUUACAUAUAAAGAUUCAGCAGUUGAAGUAUCUUGAUCAUCAAUGACUGUACGAUACAAAGUUUUUAACUGGUUCAGGUUCAUCCCCCAUAUGCUCCUUAAGGUGAACCAAGUUUGCUUACCCCCAAAAAAGGAAAGGAUAAGAAAGAAAACAUAUCUAAACUAUUUGUUCUUUGCUGCUGCAGAGAGCUAGCUGGAAAUGCAAACCACCCCUUUCUGUUUCGAUUGCUGUGAAUAAUAUUGUCUCGUAUGUCUUUAGAUUUGGUGCUUUUUGUGUGAUGAUUUUAAGUGCUUUAAUGGAUUAUAUUUUAUUUGGA
This is a messenger RNA of Rhododendron vialii, 2057 nucleotides long. Its product is annotated as protein WHAT'S THIS FACTOR 9, mitochondrial. Gene Ontology annotation, molecular function: RNA binding. The record is from RefSeq and is a predicted model, not a curated record. The coding region runs from base 333 to 1595 and encodes 420 amino acids. NCBI's taxonomy places the organism in Eukaryota, Viridiplantae, Streptophyta, Magnoliopsida, Ericales, Ericaceae. The transcript has 2 exons.